Molecule: messenger RNA, 2019 nt
Organism: Effrenium voratum
Lineage: Eukaryota; Dinophyceae; Suessiales; Symbiodiniaceae
Source: the annotation of a GenBank genome assembly
CGCUUGAUCUUCUUUACUAGUGCUUUGGGAUGCUUCACUGCCAUGUGGCGGGUGCUGCAACUCCUAGCACACGGCGGCCUUGGUUUCGUUCUGCAAGGCGAGGUGCAGGUUCCAAGGCGCGUGGAUGGCGUCGGGUUCUUCGUGGGCCACGACGCCAGCAUUGCUGUGAGCUCCGGCGGUCGCAUCUCGUGCGUCUUGGAGUUGGAGCGCCUCUUCCGGGAGCGCUACUUCCGCUUCCCAAGAAACUUCCAGCGAUUCGGCCAAGUGCUCGCGGGCUCCUUGACCGUCUUGAGGCAGCGUUGUGACACCCCCAGGCGAUUCGCGAUUGGGGUCAUCGUGCUGGGUAUAGACGCGCCGUUCUGGGAGUACAUCCCUUCGCUGAUCCGGGACUCGAAGGUCAUAGAAGUGGACCAGUGGGAGUUCGUGGAUCAUCACAAGGCCCACGCGGCCCUGGGAUUUUAUGCCUCGCCCUUCCGUUCUGCCUUGGUGGUGUCUUAUGAUGGCGGGGGCAAUGAUGGAUCCUUCAACGCCUUUGUGGCAAGGGCUGGUCAAAUUGAGCACAUUGGGACUCUGCAGUACAACUUUGGGGAUAUGUACAUGCACCUGGCUGAGCUUUUGCCUGAGGUGUCGGGCAAGGCUAUCACCGAGCAGUGCCGCCAGAAUCGCAAAGGGAUGCACUGGUCCAAGUUUAUGCUAGGUGAGAAGCGCGCAAUUCUCUCUCUUUCUGGCAAGCUCAUGGGCUAUUCCGGCAUCAAGGAGUCAAACCCCAAGCUGAAUGAAGUCGUGAAGGAACUCUUCAAGCAUUCAGGGAGCUUUUUCUCCGCAGAUGCUCGUGUUCCCUUCGCGUUGCUGCGAAGUGCAUGUAACUCCACCGAAGACCAGCAGACUCUGGCAGCGUCAAUUCAGGUGGGUUUUGAGGAGGUGGCUCGAGAUGUCAUCCUGGCGCUGUUGAAAGAGGUGGGCUCAGAAAACGUGGAUGGCCUGGUGCUCACGGGAGGCUGCGCACUGAACGUGUUAGCCAACCAGAAGAUUCACGACUUGGAGGACAUACGCCUCUACGUGCCGCCUGCGCCCAACGACUGCGGCCUGGCGGCUGGAGGCUUGUGGACCAUUUCGCCGCCCCCGAAGCAGCAGCCGUUGCAGUACCUAGGCUUCCGGCUCUGGGACGAGGACAUGCUCGAGCGCGUGGCCUUUGCGCGCCGCGCCGUGCGCCUCAGCGCCUUGGGCGGCGUGGACUUCCUGGCGGAGUUGCUUGCAGGGGGCGUGGCUUGGCAGCGUCUCAACGCCAACCACAGCCGACCCAUCGUGGCCGUGGUGCGGGGCCGCCAGGAGUUCGGUCCCCGGGCCCUGGGGCACCGGUCCCUGCUGGCCGUGCCGGACGCCACCAUGCGUGAGCGCAUGAACCGCCUCAAGGCGCGGCAGUGGUAUCGGCCCGUGGCGCCGAUGAUCGCAAAGGAGGACCUGGCGAAGGUCUUCGGGCGCGAGGUGGCGUCGCCCUACAUGACGAUGGCCCCCCGUGUGGUGGAGGAGAUCCGCGCGCGCUUCCCGGCGCUGGCGCAUUUGGACGGCACGGCGCGGCAUCAGUCGGUGAGCGCCUCGGAGGAGCCCUGGAUCCACGCGCUGCUGGUGGCCGUGGGGCGCCUGGUGGGCCUCGCGGCGUUGAUCAACACCUCCUUCAACACCAAGGGCUUUCCCAUCGUGAACACCGUGAGGGAGAGCCUGGAGAUGUUGGACAAGCUGCCGGACCUGGACUUCGUGGUGAUUGAGGACUGGCUCUUUCCCAAGAGGACGUUCCCGUCGCCCUUCGCCGAAAAGUGCUUCGUGCCAGAGACAGGGGCUUCGCUUGGAGAGGCAUGCGCUUGUCAAUUUGGGAGCAGGGCAACAGGCGUGUUCCAGGAAUCAAUCCGCCUUGAUUUUGGUGCGAUCUUUUCGGGAAUGCAAGUGCAAAUGGUAUGGCGUGUGCUGGGAAAGCUUCUGAAGUUUCAUAGUAUGCGUGCGAACGAUUCAAGCAGCACAUGA